Vigna angularis (adzuki bean) is the source of this 3100-nucleotide messenger RNA. RefSeq names its product DELLA protein 1. Gene Ontology annotation, biological process: hyperosmotic salinity response; response to ethylene; regulation of seed dormancy process. The record is from RefSeq and is a predicted model, not a curated record. Gene Ontology annotation, molecular function: sequence-specific DNA binding; DNA-binding transcription factor activity. The transcript has a single exon. Gene Ontology annotation, cellular component: nucleus. Bases 975 to 2753 code for a protein of 592 amino acids. Lineage: Eukaryota; Viridiplantae; Streptophyta; Magnoliopsida; Fabales; Fabaceae.
UCCUCUUUUUUUAUUUAGUUUUUAUUAUUUAAAUACGAGAGUGGAGGGUUGAAAUAAAAAGAAGCAGUUCCUCUUCUUGCAUUAUUUGAUCUUAAGAAGAUAUUUAUAUAUGGCAAUAUAUGCAGGGAUUUCAGAAUUAUGAUUCGUCAAAUUUGGUAGGAGGGUUUUGAUAGAUAGAUAUAUUUAGUUUGGAAAAUAAGAGAGGAGGAAGUGUGAGUAAAGAGAAAAAAACUUUAUUAAAGUAAAGGAGGUAUGAUACUAAAAUAGAAAGGCUAGGUGAAGGAAGAGGAUAGUUUAGGAUGGGUGAAUAAAUGCUAAAGGUGGAAUAAUGUCAUUAGAUUUAUGAAAGUAAAAAAAUGGUGGAUUAGUAUGUGAUAGAUGAUGAGAAGAUGGAAUGAUUUGGGUAAAUAGUUUGAUCCGUGAGUUAUUUACUGGGCGCGUGAAGGAGGAAGGUAGAAAGGUGGAGCCCAGGAUGAUUCUCGGUCCCCAAGGCUCUCAAUCGAUGAAGCGUACGGGCACCUGAUUUUCUAGUGUAUGGUGUCUGGGGUAUGCACGAGCUGUACACUAUCAUGGGCAUCUUUCUUGGCAUUGCGGUGCUGCCACGGCUCUUUGAUGCCUUUUACCUAUUUCUUUCCCUUCCUCUAAAUACCAAAACGCACACACCCCCACUUCAACUAAAUUAAACCACUCCCAAAUAUCACACUCACCAUCUAAACUUUUUCUCAAUAUCAAUCAAAAUCAAAAAUAAAAAAACAAUUCAUUCCAUUAUUAUGGCUUCCAUUCUCCCUUAUCUUUCCCAAUUUCCACCCUUCUCUCUCUCCCUUUCCACCUCUCUCACUUCAAGCUCCUCAGCCCCCUUUUCCUAUGACCCCAUUCCAUUUCCAAAUCACCAAUCCUAAUUCCAAUUCCAAUUCCACUCCCACUCCCACUCCCAUUCCUUCAAUUUUUCCUAUCACCCUUCCCCCCACUUCCUCAUGAAGAGGAAUUUCCGAGACAACUGCGCCGGAGGAGCUGUCAAGGGUGAGUGCUCCUCAAUGCCCAACGGCAAGGCCAAGAUGUGGGAGGAAGACCGCCACCAGCAGGGAGGAGGGAUGGAUGAGUUGCUCGCGGCGUUGGGCUACAAGGUUCGUGCUUCCGACAUGGCAGACGUCGCACAGAAGCUUGAGCAGUUGGAGAUGGUCAUGGGGAGUGCCCAGGAAGAGGGAAUUUCCCACCUCGCUUCCGACACCGUUCACUAUGACCCUACGGAUCUCCAUUCAUGGGUCCAAAGCAUGUUGGCCGAACUCAACCCCGAACCCACCAACACCAUCCUCGAUCCCUCCUCCUUCUUGAUCGAAAACCCCUCCCACUCUUCCUCCAUCCUCACCUCCAACUCACGCGUUUUCAACGACGACUCCGAAUAUGACCUCAGAGCCAUUCCUGGAAUAGCCGCAUACCCUCCUCAAAACACCACAAACAACAACCCCACUGUUCACACCACCACUGCCACAACCACCACCACUAGCACCAAAGCCGUGGAAGAAAUCGAAACGACCACCAACAAGCGCCUCAAGGCUUCCCCAAUUGAAUCCUCAGAGUCCGCUUCGGAGCCCACGCGCCCUGUAGUCCUCGUUGACUCGCAGGAAGCCGGCGUGCGUUUGGUCCACACUCUCAUGGCGUGCGCGGAGGCCGUCCAGCAGGAGAAUCUGAAGCUGGCGGACGCACUGGUAAAGCACGUUGGCAUACUGGCUUCGUCUCAAGCCGGCGCCAUGAGGAAAGUGGCGUCGUACUUCGCCCAGGCCCUGGCGCGUCGAAUCUACGGCAUCUUCCCGGAGGAAACCCUCGAUUCCUCCUUCUCCGACCUUCUCCACAUGCACUUCUACGAGUCCUGCCCCUAUCUGAAGUUCGCACACUUCACCGCCAACCAGGCCAUUCUCGAGGCCUUCACCACCGCUGGGAGAGUCCACGUCAUCGAUUUCGGCCUCAAACAGGGGAUGCAGUGGCCCGCCCUCAUGCAGGCCCUCGCAUUGCGCCCUGGCGGUCCCCCAACUUUCCGCCUAACCGGAAUCGGCCCCCCGCAGCCCGACAACACUGACGCGCUGCAGCAAGUGGGCUGGAAGUUGGCCCAGUUAGCCCACACCAUCGGCGUCCAGUUCGAAUUCCGCGGAUUCGUCUGCAGCAGCCUUGCAGAUCUCGACCCAAACAUGCUAGAGAUCCGUCCCGGAGAAGCCGUGGCUGUCAACUCCGUCUUCGAGCUCCAUCGCAUGCUGGCCCGACCCGGAUCCGUCGACAAGGUCAUGGACACAGUGAAAAAGCUCAACCCCAAAAUCGUAACCAUCGUGGAGCAAGAAGCGAACCACAACGGACCGGUUUUCUUGGACCGGUUCACUGAAGCCUUGCAUUACUACUCGAGUCUCUUUGACUCGCUGGAGGGUUCUUCCUCCUCCAACGGGUUGGGUUCGCCGAAUCAGGAUCUGUUGAUGUCGGAGUUGUACCUUGGGAAACAGAUAUGCAACGUGGUGGCCUAUGAAGGCGUGGAGCGCGUGGAGCGUCACGAGACUCUGAGUCAGUGGAGGGGAAGAAUGAGUUCGGCCGGGUUCGACCCGGUUCAUCUCGGGUCUAACGCGUUUAAGCAAGCUAGUAUGUUGCUGGCUCUAUUCGCAGGCGGUGAUGGGUACAGAGUGGAGGAGAAUAACGGCUGCCUCAUGCUUGGGUGGCACACUAGGCCACUCAUCGCCACCUCCGCAUGGAAGCUUCCCGCGCCCGAGUCCUAGUGGGUUCACUCGCUGGGUUACCCGAGUUAACCAGCUGGACUGUACACUGUAGAUUAAUUGGAUCGUAGAUGAUGACGACGACGAUGAUCGUGGUAAAUCGGUAAAAAUGGUUUGAUUGAACUUGUUGGAGUGAGUCAGUGACCGAGUCAGGCAGCGAGGCAGAAGGAGGAUAAAUAAAGUGAGAGGAAAAAAAAAGCUAAAAGAAAAGAUAAAAAAAGAAAGACUGUAAUUUGUAAUUGUACUCCUAAUUACCGUUUCUCUUUUAGUGUUUUGAUUUUCCUUUCUCUAUAUUAUUAUUAUUAUAUUAUUAUUAUUACUAUUAUAUAAUUUGUUUAAUUCUUCUUAAA